CACGCUAUCUGUGUGACGUCACAGGGGCGAAGGUUACAGAACAGAAUGGCGGACGGUGGAGAAAGUGCAGAAAUUGUCGUCCUGUCGUCUGAUUCUGAGGAAAAACGCCUCAAAUCCGAGCCGCACGCCAACGGCACCUCCCUUGACGAUGCAACAGUGAAAUCUGAACCUACUGGCGGUGAUGGCGGCGUAAAAGUUGCUUCCAAACUCUCUUUGAAGAGAAAACGAGAGAUUUCGGGCACAUCAAACAAUGGCGAGAACAGCUCUGAAGAUCCCACGUCUGUUUGCGCGCCAAACUCGGACGUUCUCUCUUCAUCGACUGAUCCAGUCGUAAAGGUUAACUCAUCAUCAUCAUCAGAGGUGCAGACGAAGACAGUUGUCGAUACUGCACUUGCUGAAGCUUCCAAGAAGUCAUUUAGUCAAUUUGUUCACCUGUGCUCGACCCUGACAAAAGACAAAGAUGUCCUGAAGUUCCUACAGAAAAGGUUCAACGCCGCAGACCCCAUGUACCUCUCCUCCCAGGCCUUCCUCGAUUUCCUUACCAAACGGACCGAGAAACUAAAAGAAAGUGGGAAGAAAGAAGUCUUUGUCCACAUGAAGGCUGUCAUCGAUGAGCUCAAGGCAAACAAAAAGUCCGAAUCAGGCUCGGAAAAAAGCAAAAGGAAAAACAGAGGGAAAGGUGAUCAGUCGGGCCAAGAUUCCAGUACUGAGUUUUCUGAUACAAGCGAAGGCAGCUCUGCUAAAAGAUUCAAACCUGAUCAAGCAAGUCUGGAUGAAACAAGAAGUAAAGAUGAGAAGGCUGAUCAAAAUGGUCAUGGCAGCGAAAAGAAUGGUCCAGGUAAAAGUGAAGAAGAUACAGAUGUAGACAAAAGUGCUGCACAUCCAGAAGAAUCCAUUGUCUUUGAUGGAGACAAAACCUCCGCAGAAGACAACCCAAACAAUAGCUCAGGUGAGAAAGACACGGAGAUGGGACAAGGUGUGCAAGCCUCCUCGAGCAACGAAGAUCCGGCAGAAUCCGACAGAAAGGCCAAGAAAAGGCAGAAGCAGAUUCGUAGACUGGAAAAACUGCUAGCCAUAGUCUCCAAAGAGAUCAAGCGUCUUGAAGCAAAAGAGGUAUCCCUCGACGACUUAGAUGACGAAGAUUCCACAUACAUCCAGGAAGACCGGUUGAAGAAAAGAUUCAACACCAUCUGGAACAAACUCUGCGAACUCAAAGGAGAAGAAAUGAUCACGGGAAGGGAAGUAGAAAGGACGAUAAAGUUCAAGGGCACCAGGUUUCCAGAAAUCAACCGUAGGAUCAUGAAAUUCCUCAGGCGCAACGACGCUUUCCCAGACUUCCACGACAUCCUAGCAAUCGUCCAAAAGACGAACAGAAAAGAGAACCUCCGUUUACCACCUAGGCACGUACAUGACCUCGCUAAAGAAGCCUUCACGGAAAUCGGCGACAAGUUCCAAAGAAGAAGGCAAAGGGACCUCGUACAAAACUUUGGCUCUUACCUGACUGAUAGCUUUGAUCCGAAAGAAGAUCCCGCUAAAGAGGACGCAGAGCUGCAGCAAAAGUUGCGAGACAACAAGAUGCACGGGAAACGGAGGCUAGACGAGGUGUUGGAAAAAUACACCAGAAAGCAGUACGAGAUGCACCUGGACGGGGAGACCGCGCAGGGUAGCGACACCGAAGAUCCUCCGGUCCGCGGCGAGGCUGACGUAGAAACGGAGGAAGAUUUAGACGAGGACGAAAUGGAAGACGAAGAGCAGCUCGAAAACAGUCAGGUAAUUGAGAAAGUUUUAGAGAAGGCCGAUGAUUCUGAGGAGGAGGAAUCUAUGAGAGAGAUAACGGUUGUGAAACCCCGUAAAGCUCGGAAACGCUUCCUCCCAGCUUUCCCCGACAGUGACGAAGGGGUUGAAGAAGAUGGACCGGUAAAGAUGGCCGGGAUAGAGGGAGGGUCUCCCGUCACUUUCCACCAUGGAAGCUGCAGCGGGGACUUGCUGGGAGAAACCAGUGGUAUAGGGAAAAUAGAAAAAGAAGAAGAAGAAGAGAAAGCCACAACAACAGAUGAACCACUACAGUUGGGAGUCACAGAAGACACAACCACAAAAGAACUAAUAGAAAUGAACCAAACAGAAGAAUCAUCAACUGACGCGGUAGCAGAAACAGAAGAAAGUGUACACAUUGUGGAAAAUGAUUCAACAGAAACAGUAGACUUCACAACAAAUGAUCAUACAGAAAGAAGGGGAAGUGGCGACAUCACAACAACAACAACAACAACAAUGUUAACUGACACAAUAGAAAUCCUCAGUUCGGCCGAAUCUGACGUCACAGAUGAUUCAGCCGACUGGAACAACGACAAAAAUGAAGCAGCGUGUAGAAACGGUCGCACACCAGACAGGCACCCCCUGUCGAGAUUUUCCAUCGACUCGUCCUUAGAAAAUGGAAGCAGUCAAGAUUCGGACUGCAUCGCCAUAGAAACUGUUGAUCUGGAACACGGUCUGUGUUCUUCACAAAACGUUGAUAGUCCAGAAAACAACAGGAGCUCCGCCGAACUCGCAUCACACAGCAAAACUCCGGCACAACGUGUCACAGUGGAUCCUCUGAGGUUACAAGACUUAAGAAUCAAGGUGUCCUCCAUACUAUCAGGUGGCAAAAGUCGUUUGGGUUCUAGCAUCAGAUCAGAACCCGCUGAAUCCUCUUCUAGUUAUACUCGUCGUGCUCUUGACUCUCCUUCCCAGGUAUCAGAUUCUAGUCUGGCAGCUCUUUCCCAGGACACCGUGAGCAGUACGACAAGCGGGCUUCCAGCGGAAAGCGUAGAAAGACCAAACUCUCCGGACAUCAUUGUCCUUUCCGACUCAGACUAACACAUUGGUGACUUAUACAUGUACAGUCUCAUGCAGGUUGAUAGGGAUAUACAUGCAUCUUUUAACUCAAGUCAUAAAUAUUAACUAUAAUACAUAAGCUUACUUUUUUUACACUACUCAGACCUUGUUGCUCUUAAAAAAAAAAGAAUGUAGAAUCUCACAGAAAAGGAAAAUUUUUGGAAAAGCAUAAUCUCAAUGCAUUUUUAUGCAGAUUUGAUACUUGUCCAUGUACCCUUAAUCGAAUGAAUGACAUCCAUAUUGUGGAUAAAUAUCUGCGUAAGGUUGUUGCAUUAUUUUUGACUUCACAGUUGCAAUCAUUUGUAGAGCAAGUUUGUGGCCAUUAGAUGCUUGAAUAAAGUUGCUAGCAUGACAAAAUUCAAGUCUACAUCACAUUUUGCUCAGCUUUUUGGUGAUUACAAUAAAUUCUAUGUAUGACAGUCUUACUAAUUUCACCACUGACCAAGAACCAUUGAUAUGUUGUUUUAGACUGGGAAAAAACUACUUUUCAAUAUUGAUAUUCUAAAAACCUUACAAUUAACACAAGGAGGAUAUAAUACAUGUAUUUUGUAUCAAUUUAAAUUUUCAACAAUGUAGUUUUUCAUAACAGGAGGUUGAGGAACUACUAAAGAUUUGUGUGUGCCAGUAUCUGUUGUAGUGAAGUUAUACAUUUUGAAGCAAGUGAAUUCUAAAAAGGGGAGAUUCUGUGAUAAACGAUACAAGUUAACAUUCAAUUACACAAUACAGCCUUAGGAAAAGGAUUAGAUGACACGGAUAUAUAUAUUGGGGCCUGCCAAUCCAGGGAAAAUUCUGUAUAUUGUUGAUGUACAAUUGUUAGUCACAAUGUAAAUACUGUAUGACUCAGUACGCUACUGCCUACAUGUAUUGUGGUUUCUUUUUCUGGGGCAAUGCAAUAGUUCUUGGUUCCGUAGCAAAGGAUCUUGGUUCCUUCAAAUGCUGCAAAUUACAGUGCCAAAUGCUUCAUUGGGUCAUAAGAUUUUGUUAACCAUCUCGCAUUUUUUCCUUUGGGUUUUGGUACAAAUAUUUCUUCACUGCUCAUUCUUUUUUUUUGGCAAGUCUUCGAAGAAAUGCUUUGUGCUAUUAGUUUUGGUAAGCUACAAUAAGCACUAUACAAGUGUAUGUAUAUUUCUCAGCAUAGUAAUAAUUGUUACGUACAUUGUGUAUAUAAAGUUCUGCUGCAAACUGUAUUAAGGCAGUAUAACAUUCAUAUUUUUUGCUGAACAUUGUAUUGUAUUAAUUAUUCAUGUUGGUUUUAUUU
Messenger RNA from Branchiostoma floridae (Florida lancelet), 4129 nucleotides. Its product is annotated as glutamic acid-rich protein-like. NCBI's taxonomy places the organism in Eukaryota, Metazoa, Chordata, Leptocardii, Amphioxiformes, Branchiostomatidae. The transcript is spliced from 4 exons. Gene Ontology annotation, molecular function: histone binding. The record is from RefSeq and is a predicted model, not a curated record. The coding region runs from base 46 to 2853 and encodes 935 amino acids.